AUGGAGUGCCCUCGUGGGAAGUGGCAGCCUCCUUAUUGUGAGAGCGACUGCCCCGUAUGUUACAAUGGGGGCGUGUGCUCAGUUCAUUUUGGAGCUUGUAUCUGUCCCCCGGGCUUCACUGGAAACAACUGUGAAGAAGCUUGUGGUCAUAAUAAUUGGGGACGCGAUUGCAAUAUAAUAUGCAGCAGUAAAAACAAAGGCAACUGUAAAGGAAGUCUUUAUUGUCUACCUGACCCUUUUGGUUGCUCGUGUAUGUCCGGAUAUGGUGACCUUGAUUGCAAAAGAGUUUGCGACACUGAAACGACUGGCAAGUAUGGACCCGGAUGCCUUCUUGACUGUCACUGUGACGCCUCUGAUUGUCAGCCAUCAGAGGGUUGUAACGAAACCGCCAAUUGUCAUACUGGUUACACUGGCACCCGUUGUCUAGAGAGGAAAACGGAUGUUGAAUGCCCUGAUGGAUUUUAUGGCCCACAAUGCACCAAAAUAUGUCAUUGCCGAAGCUCGUCAAAAUGUGAUCGAAAUAGUGGAAAUUGCCAUGAUGGUGAUGUUUGUGAAGACGGAUGGGCCGGAUUAGGAUGCCAGCAAGUUCUUCCCGCCCUGAGUGAUGCUCCACUAGUGGCAAUGUUUCUAAAUACCUGUAAUGUCGAGAUUAGUUGGUCAAUCUGGAGUCUGGACAAUGACUACGGCCGUGGAAACGUCCACAGUUACCAGCUGGAAUACUGGCCAACUAGUCACAUCACCGAUUUAGUUGUUUUAUAUACCACAAUGGACACGGAAAUGAACAUAUCGAGGACACAAAUGAACAAUAACACAGAAUAUAGUUUCACUGUAAAGGUUGUUACUGAUGUUGAGGGUGUGUUAGUGGUUGGAAAACCUAGUCCACUGGCAGUUCAGAUAUAUCUUUCAGAUCUUCCAGCUCUAAGCAAUGCUCCACUGAUCGAAGUGUUUGCAAAUUAUUUCAAUAUCAGUUGGUCGGUCUGGAAUUUUUACAAGGACUACGGCUGUGGAAAUGUUGACAGUUAUCGGUUUGAAUUUUGGCCGACUAAUGAUACCAGCGAUUUAGUUGUUCUAAAUGUUACAAUAGGCACCGAAACGAGCAUAACGUGCGCAAAUAUGAACUACAACACGGAAUACAGUUUCACAGUAAAGGUUCUUACUGAGGUCGACGGUGUAUUACUUGUUGGAAAACCUAGUCCGCUGGCAUUUCAUCAGAUAUAUCCACCGGUUCUACAAAAUCCACCAUCUGUUACUUCACGUAGUUCACUUGGUAUCAACAUUACCUGGACUGAGUGGGCAUUCAAUCGUGAUGAUGGCAUUGGAUGUGUAACUGGUUACGUUGUUGAAUGGUGGGAUGCGGUGGAAGCCUGGAAUAUCAGCAACAACACAUUUAAUGGAGAGCCUUCUGAAGGAAUACUCAUCCCUGAUAUUCCAUACUAUACUACUCUGGUUUUGCAAAUCAAAACGCUCUAUAAUAAACGAAGCAAUGAAGUUAUUGGAUUACCAAGUCCAUUACUGGUUAUAUUUAGAGAGCAAUGUCCGUAUGGCUGGAAGCAAUUCAAAGAAACAUGCUAUUUGUUUGGUGACAAUGUCAUUAAUUGCGAUGACGCAAACUCGUUUUGUCAAAGAGAAAGCGCAAAAUUGGUAUCAAUUACAUCGCAAGAGGAAAAAAAAUUUGUGUCGUCACAAGCAGGCAACAUAUCCCAUGAACACUGUUGGAUUGGAUUGGAGUCCCUAACAUGGGACUGGAACUGGACACCAGACGGGGAAGGAAAAUGUACACAAUUUUACCCAACUUCUGUCUCCUGGUCCGACGGCCCCUGUGAAAUAAGCAAUCAAACAAGAGCCGUCUGUAAGAAAGAUAUUCAGAAAUUUGGCUGUCUUGAUGGAAGUUGGUAUGGUUAUAAGAAUAAUUGUUACCGCCAUUAUAGCAAUCUGUCAUGGCCGGCAGCUGUAUCUUUUUGCCGAGGGCUGCGAAAGGCUGACCUGGCCAGCAUCCAUUCACAAGAGGAAGAUGAGUUUAUUCAGACUAUCAUUCAAUACUAUGACGGAGAUUCGUGGAUUGGUUUAAAUUUUUCUGACGAGGAACACUGGAGUGAUGGAACUGACGUUGACUACAGUGUCAUCGAAACUGGUGCAGAAGGUGGGUGCGUUGUAUACAGGCGGGAAGAUCACGUUUUCUCUUGGAAAACUCAAUCGUGCGCAUCAUCAGAACGUGCGUACGUGUGUAAGGAUAUGAGAGGUAACAUUAGUGUGUUAAGUGUCGAGUACUGAAUUGUUUCUAACGCAUUGGUGUAAACAGUCAAAAUUUGACUAUUGUUACGAAGAGUUAACAAUCUGGUAUAACGCCUUACAACAUAUUAGCUCAAAUUCUAACAUGUUUACUCUUUUCACAGCAUUAACAAAAAACAGAAUUUUCUUUACAGCAUUAAUGAUAUUUUUUACAGCAUUAAUGCCGUUUACUCUACAGCGUUAACAUUUUAUCCACAGCAUAAAAGAAACUGGAAGUAAUUUUUUUACGUAUCUGACCAUGAUUUAUGUUAAAGGGUUAACAAAGUUUUAUUUCAGCUACCAAGAAAUAUUUCUACUUGUUCCUUGUCUUUGAGUUCAACGGAAUUUGCUGUUGGAUCAAUCGAUUACUCACAAGACGGGAUGGGUGCAUUAUUGAAGAUGACUUUAAAUGGAUAAGAACGCAUACUGGUAGGAAAUGGAGGCGCUCUCAUCAAUGACGAUAUUAGCAUUAUUUUUCCUGUAAAUGUGCUACUGGAACUAACUUAAUGAGAAAAGUGAACCCCACGGUGUGACAGCUGGAGAAGUGCCACGAUUCUCUCUUUAUCAAGUAAUUGCUGUAAACAGGAAGAACAGGCAAUAUUUCGCAUGGAAAAAGUUGUACUCAUAAAAUCCUCGUGUUAAAUAUGACAUCCAGGAACAUUUUGCAGUUUUGCAGACACCUUUUAAACACUCGGACGUUAAUUGUAUCGAUAUCAAGAAUAGUUGUAGUCCUUAAUGAAAAACAAAACCAAGAAAAAUUAUCCAUAUCAUUUAACAGAAAACACUGACGUGCGUUGCUGCUUAUCUGACCUGAAAAAAAAUGUAUCUGGCAUUGGCUACACAUCUAGUUGCCAAAUUUUGUCUUAAAAUAGAUGUAAUGAAAUGUAGAAUCAUGCCUAGUAUCGAGUAAGUCAUCAAUGAAUGAAUGGUUGGAUACCUUUAAAAAUGUAUUUUUUCAACAGUUACCAUCCCAGCAAUUUUAGGAAUUAGGAGCUAAUGAAUAUAAUGAACAUACGUUAUGAACAUUUUCGAGAGAUAGAAAAGCAAGAACCUAAUUUAACCAGUUAAUUUAUUUGUAAAUAAACAAUGAACAAAUACGCAGAUGAUCUGAAUUGACAUUCUAUACAAUGUAACUGUACAAUUCUGUCUUUCUAUUUAGAC
Anneissia japonica is the source of this 3429-nucleotide messenger RNA. RefSeq lists its product as uncharacterized. The transcript has 14 exons. Gene Ontology annotation, molecular function: signaling receptor activity; protein binding. The record is from RefSeq and is a predicted model, not a curated record. Lineage: Eukaryota; Metazoa; Echinodermata; Crinoidea; Comatulida; Comatulidae. The coding region runs from base 1 to 2271 and encodes 756 amino acids.